AUGGUAAAUGAAAGCAAAAACAUGUACAUCCCGGAGGACACCCUUGAGAACCAUCAAGGCUCCGACUACUCUCCCCCUCCCCCCCUUCCUCCCCCUGUACUGACCAACGAGCACACUGGCGGUGGCAGCCACAGUGACCAUGGUGGAGGAGGGGGCGGGGUCAACCACGGGGUGGGUGUGGUGGGCCUUGCCCCGGAGCACUUGGCCACACCGGGGGCGGCCCUGAGCUGGCAGGCGGCCAUCGACGCUGCGCGUCAGGCGAAGAUGAUGGGCAACGCCGCAUCAAGUGUAGGGGCGGUGCUCGGGUCGGGAGGGGGCGGACCCAUCUCCACAGCUAGCUCCACGCAAAGGAAGAGACAACACUAUAGCUCCAAGCCGAAGAAACAGACUACAACGACUGCCACAAGGCCGCCACGGGCCCUGCUCUGUCUCACACUCAAGAACCCCAUCCGCAGGGCCUGCAUCAGCAUCGUAGAGUGGAAACCAUUUGAAAUCAUCAUCCUGAUGACCAUUUUCGCCAAUUGUGUGGCCUUAGCUGUCUACAUCCCCUUCCCUGAGGAUGACUCAAACGCCACCAACUCCAACCUGGAGCGUGUGGAGUAUCUUUUCCUCAUCAUUUUCACGGUGGAGGCUUUCUUGAAGGUAAUAGCCUACGGCCUGCUCUUCCACCCCAACGCCUACCUGAGAAACGGCUGGAAUCUGCUCGACUUCAUCAUCGUAGUCGUAGGGUUAUUCAGUGCGAUCUUGGAGCAGGCCACAAAAGGCGACGGGGCUACUCCUAUUGGAGGGAAGGCGGCGGGCUUCGAUGUAAAGGCUCUGAGGGCCUUCAGAGUACUCAGACCCCUCAGACUGGUCUCUGGAGUACCCAGUUUACAGGUAGUGUUGAACUCCAUAAUCAAAGCCAUGGUUCCUCUGCUCCACAUCGCCCUGCUGGUCCUCUUUGUCAUCAUCAUCUAUGCCAUCAUUGGCCUGGAGCUCUUCAUGGGCAAGAUGCACAAGACCUGUGCUCACGAGCAAACAGGCACCUUUACGGAAAAAAAGCCGGCACCGUGUGCGCUUGACGGAGCUUACGGUCGACACUGUAUGCACAAUGGAACCCACUGUAUGGGGGGGUGGGAGGGCCCCAACGACGGCAUCACCAACUUUGACAACUUUGCCUUUGCCAUGUUGACGGUGUUCCAGUGUAUAACCAUGGAGGGCUGGACGGAAGUGCUGUACUGGAUGCAGGAUGCUAUGGGCUAUGAGCUGCCAUGGGUCUAUUUUGUCUCUCUCGUCAUCUUCGGCUCCUUUUUCGUUCUCAAUCUCGUUCUGGGGGUGUUGAGCGGAGAGUUUUCCAAGGAGAGAGAGAAGGCCAAAGCACGUGGUGACUUCCAGAAACUCAGAGAAAAACAGCAGCUAGAAGAAGACCUCAAGGGCUAUUUAGACUGGAUCACUCAGGCUGAGGACAUUGACCCAGAGAAUGAAGAGGAGGGCAUGGAUGAUGACAAACCUAGAAACCUGAGCAUGCCAGCCAGUGAGAAUGAAUCUGUCAACACAGACAACGCCCCCGGGGGAGACGUGGAGGGGGAGACCUGCUGUACCCGGCUAGCAAAUAGGAUCUCCAAAUCCAAGUUCAGUCGAUACUCUCGGAGGUGGAACAGGCUGUGUAGGAGGAAGUGCCGGGCAGCGGUCAAAUCGCAGGUUUUCUAUUGGCUGGUCAUCUUCCUGGUUUUCCUCAACACACUCACCAUCGCCUCUGAACAUCACCAGCAGCCUCAGUGGUUAACAGAUGUACAGGACAUUGCCAACAAGGUGUUGCUAGCACUCUUCACUGGCGAGAUGCUGUUGAAGAUGUACAGUUUGGGUCUGCAGGCAUACUUUGUUUCGCUCUUCAAUCGCUUCGACAGCUUUGUAGUUUGUGGUGGCAUUCUUGAAACCAUUCUGGUGGAAACCAAGAUCAUGUCUCCUCUGGGCAUCUCUGUGCUGCGUUGUGUACGCUUGCUGCGAAUCUUCAAAAUAACCAGAUACUGGAACUCUCUUUCCAACCUGGUGGCGUCCCUGCUGAACUCUGUACGCUCCAUCGCUUCCCUGUUGCUCCUGCUCUUCCUCUUCAUCAUCAUCUUCUCCCUGCUGGGAAUGCAGCUCUUCGGGGGAAAAUUCAACUUUGACGAGACCCGACGCAGCACCUUUGACAACUUUCCCCAGUCUCUGCUCACCGUGUUUCAGAUCCUGACAGGAGAGGACUGGAACUCUGUGAUGUAUGAUGGUAUCAUGGCGUACGGUGGACCAUCCUUCCCCGGAAUGUUGGUCUGCAUCUACUUCAUCAUCCUCUUCAUCUGCGGAAACUACAUCCUACUGAAUGUCUUCUUGGCCAUCGCUGUUGACAAUCUAGCAGAUGCAGAGAGCCUGACAUCCGCCCAGAAAGAAGAGGAAGAGGAGAAGGAGAGGAAAAAACUGGCCAGAUUGGCCAGCCCAGAAAAACGUCAAGCCAAUGAGAAGCUGCCCCUAGAGGAUAAAAAGGAGAAGAAGAAGAAGAAGAAAAAGAAGAAGGAGAUAGAGCUGAAGUCCAUCACUUCUGAUGGAGAGGCCAACACUGCCACUAAGAUUAGCAUAGAUGACUACUGUGGAGAUGAGAGUGAGGAGAAGAACCCAUACCCUGCCAACGACUACAUAGGAGACGAUGAUGAGGAGGAGCCUGAGAUGCCGGUGGGCCCGAGGCCGCGACCCCUCUCUGACAUUCAGUUGAAGGAGAAAGCCAUUCCGAUGCCUGAGGCCCGCGCUUUCUUUGUCUUUAGUGACACUAACAAAUUCAGGGUUCUGUGCCAUAAGAUCGUCAACCACAACAUCUUCACCAACCUCAUCCUCUUCUUCAUCCUGCUGAGCAGCAUCAGUCUGGCCGCUGAGGACCCGGUCAAGAAUGACUCCUUCAGAAACCAGAUCCUAGGCUAUGCAGAUCAUGUGUUUACUGGACUUUUCACCAUUGAGAUCAUUCUUAAGAUGACAGCCUAUGGGGCCGUGCUCCAUAAAGGUUCUUUCUGUAGAAACUAUUUCAAUAUUUUGGACCUGGUGGUUGUCAGUGUGUCCCUCAUCUCUUCUGGAAUACAACUAGACUUCUCGACGUCCAGUGCCAUUAACGUGGUUAAGAUCCUGAGGGUUCUGCGGGUGCUCAGACCGCUGAGGGCCAUCAACAGAGCCAAAGGACUAAAGCAUGUCGUGCAGUGCGUAUUUGUGGCAAUCCGGACCAUCGGCAACAUCGUCAUCGUCACCACGCUUCUCCAGUUCAUGUUCGCCUGCAUCGGAGUACAGCUCUUUAAGGGCAAGUUCUUCACCUGUACGGACAGCUCCAAACAGAAUUAUGCAGAGUGCAGGGGUUCCUACAUUAUGUAUAAGGAUGGUGAUGUGGGGAAGCCUGAAAGAGCCCAGAGACUGUGGGAGAACAGCGACUUCAACUUCGACGACGUCCUGCAAGGCAUGAUGGCUCUGUUUGCUGUGUCUACCUUCGAGGGCUGGCCAGGGUUAUUGUACCGAGCCAUAGACUCUCACGCCGAGGACGUCGGGCCCAUCUACAACUACCGUGUGGUCAUCUCCAUCUUCUUCAUCAUCUACAUCAUCAUCAUCGCGUUCUUCAUGAUGAACAUCUUCGUGGGUUUCGUCAUUGUCACAUUCCAGGAGCAAGGAGAGCAAGAGUAUAAGAACUGUGAGCUGGACAAGAACCAGCGUCAGUGUGUGGAGUACGCUUUGAAGGCACGUCCAUUGCGGCGCUACAUCCCCAAAAACCCCUACCAGUAUAAGGUCUGGUAUGUGGUCAACUCCACCUACUUUGAGUACCUGAUGUUCACACUCAUCCUUCUCAACACCAUCUGUCUGGCCAUGCAGCAUCAUGGACAGACAAAAGGCUUCAACGACGCCAUGAACAUCCUCAACAUGCUCUUCACUGGACUCUUCACUGUGGAGAUGAUCCUCAAACUGAUCGCCUUCAAACCCAGGGGGUACUUUAGUGAUCCCUGGAAUGUGUUUGAUUUCCUCAUCGUAAUUGGCAGCAUAAUAGACGUCAUUCUCAGUGAGAUCAACCAUUAUUUUGUUGAUGCAUGGAACACAUUUGAUGCCUUGAUAGUUGUGGGUAGCAUUGUUGACAUAGCGAUCACUGAGGUUAACCCAGCUGACUCCUCCUCGUCCUCGUCCUCCUCCUCUUCGCCCUCCUCCUCCUCCUCUUCCUCCUCUCUCCCCCCUGUGGUAAGGCCAAUGGGACUGCAGAACUCUGAAGAGAACGCCAGGAUCUCCAUCACCUUCUUCCGGCUGUUCCGCGUGAUGAGGCUGGUGAAGCUGCUGUCUCGCGGGGAAGGGAUUCGGACCCUGCUGUGGACCUUCAUCAAAUCUUUCCAAGCUCUGCCCUACGUAGCUCUGCUUAUAGUGAUGCUAUUCUUCAUAUACGCUGUCAUCGGCAUGCAGAUGUUUGGUAAGAUAGCUCUGCGGGAUGGCACGGAGAUCAACAGGAACAACAAUUUCCAGACGUUCCCUCAGGCGGUCCUGCUGCUCUUCAGAUGUGCAACGGGCGAGGCGUGGCAGGAGAUCAUGCUGGCGUGCUCGCUCAAUCGGCCAUGUGAGAAAGGGUCGACCAAUGAGAACAACUCGGCCCACGAGGACUGUGGCAGCCAGUUCGCCAUCAUUUACUUUGUCAGCUUCUACAUGCUCUGUGCCUUCCUGAUCAUCAACCUGUUUGUGGCCGUCAUCAUGGACAACUUUGACUACCUGACACGCGAUUGGUCAAUCCUGGGGCCGCAUCAUCUUGAUGAAUUCAAGAGGAUCUGGGCUGAAUAUGACCCAGAAGCUAAGGGGAGGAUAAAGCACCUGGAUGUGGUGACUCUGCUGCGAAGAAUCCAGCCUCCUCUGGGUUUUGGAAAGCUCUGUCCUCAUAGGGUGGCCUGCAAGCGUCUGGUGUCGAUGAACAUGCCUCUGAACAGCGAUGGAACAGUCAUGUUUAACGCCACACUGUUUGCUCUGGUCAGAACCGCACUCAGGAUCAAGACGGAUGGUAACCUGGAGCAGGCCAACGAGGAGCUGAGGGCGAUAGUGAAGAAGAUCUGGAAGAGAACCAGCAUGAAGCUCUUGGAUCAAGUAGUGCCCCCUGCUGGAGAUGAUGAGGUAACAGUCGGGAAGUUCUACGCCACCUUCCUCAUCCAGGAAUAUUUCCGCAAGUUUAAGAAGAGGAAAGAACAAGGGCUGGUGACCAAGGUGGCCCCCAAAACAGCCCUUUCUCUGCAGGCGGGCCUGCGGACAUUACAUGACAUCGGCCCAGAGAUUCGGAGGGCCAUCUCCGGAGACCUGACCGUGGAGGAGGAGCUGGAUAAAGGCAUGAAGGAGCCCGUUUCUGCAGCAUCCGAGGAUGAUAUCUUCAGGGUAAAGCGGACGGGAGGGUUGUUCAGCAACCACGUCAACUACUACAACCAGAGCGAUGGCCGCGCUUCCUUUCCACAGUCCUUCACUACCCAGCGUCCCUUGCACAUCAGCCAGAAAGGCUCCCCUUGCGAAGGCGAGAGCCCAUCCCACGAGAAGCUCAUGGACUCGACCACCUUCACCCCUUCCUCUUACUCUUCAUCCGGCUCCAACGCCAACAUCAACAAUGCCAACAACACUAGCAUGGUCGGGGUGACGCCCCAGGGCAUCAGCCGAUUCCCGAGCCCGUCUAUAAGCACCGUGGACGGGCACACGGGGCAGCCACUCACCCCCAUCCUGCUGCCAAGAUCUGCAUGGUGCUUUCCUCCAAAGAGGACGUGUUUUUUUGACACCCUCAUGCGCUCGGACUCAACGGACAGCCGCCUGCCGAUCAUCCGUCGGGGCGACGGGUCGACGGAGGAGACGUACGAUGAGAGCUACGGUGACAACAGGAAGUACCUCGAGGACGACCACUCGCUCUCCUCCGAAAUGCUGGUAUACCAGGAUGAAACAUGUAAGCAGUUGACUCCAAUGGAGGAAGGAGAGGACGGAGAAGACAGAAGAGGAGGAGGAGGAUGGCAGUCUCCCAGGAGAGUCUUCCUCUGCCCCACUUCUCUAGGGCGGAGAUCGUCUUUCCAUCUCGAGUGUCUGAGGAGACACUCAAGGCCGGACCUCUCCCAGAAGACAUCUGUACCGCUACACCUUGUACAUCAUCAGGCUCUGGCAGUUGCAGGAUUGAGCCCUCUGCUCAGACGGAGUCACUCCCCCACCCUCUUCAGUCGGCUGUGCUCCACGCCUCCAGCCAGUCCCACAGCCACUGGCAGUGACCCUUCCUACCAGCGAGUGCCCUCUCUGAGGCUAGAGGGCACAAGCUCCCAUGAAAAGCUCAACACCAGCCUGCCCUCUGUCAACUGUGGGCCCUGGUACAACGACAGUAAUGGGAACAGCCGAGGGCCAAGUCCCACCCCCAGUGUGUCCAAUCAGAGACCGCCACGGCCAGUGUCGCUCACAGUGCCCUCGCUACUCGGAAAAGACUCCAGCUCCCUGUGUCACGGCAGCGCAGGGAGUCUGGUGGAGGCGGUGCUAAUAUCAGAGGGUUUGGGUCAGUUCGCCCAGGACCCGUCUUUUAUCGAGGUGACUAAAGCAGAGUUGGCCGACGCAUGCGACAUGACCAUUGAGGAGAUGGAGCAGGCAGCCAACAACAUUAUCAACGGUAACACUGCGGCCAACGUCACAUCCAGCACCUCCUCCACCUCCCAGCACAGCCCCAACGGCAACCUCCUCCCUUUCCACACAGCAGCAGCAAUGCACAGGGACCGGGCGCUCAUCGAGGGCGGGGAGGAAGCCGGGGGAAGCAGAGGCUCCAUCCAUGGGCCAUCCUCAGUGGAGGAGCGGCAGGAGCUGCUAGCAGGUGUGAGGGGACAAGAGGAGGAGGAGGAGGAGGAGGAGGAGGAGGAGGAGGAGGAGGAGGAAGAGGCAGGAGGGACGGAGGAGGAGCAGCACAGAAGCUCUGUUGUGAUUGGAGGAGCGCGGCAGAGGAACAGCGGGCUGUUGGAGGACGAGGAUAUGGAGUGUGUGACAAGUUUGUAGGAAUGGUGACGGGUUCGAAUGGCCAACUGGCCCCUCUGACAUCAUCAGAGACUGACGCCUGUCAGUGCUGGGUAACAGCGCCGAGGCUGGCUCUGUCUGUCCCCACCCUCACACACUCACACACACUGUCUGCCUCUCUGCCAGACCAACCGCUCUGGACAAUGGCGGCCAGUGACGCAACCUUAAACACCGGGUUAUGACUCUGUUAGUCUGUAUGUGUGUGAAUGUUUGUAGUGAAGUAUACCACACUAUACUCUAUACUAUCUGAGUGUAUGCUUUUGUGUGUGUGUGUGUGUGUGUGUGUGUGUGUGUGUGUGUGUGUGAGUGUGUGAUCUAUAAUUUUCUCAAUUUGUAUGUAAGUGCGUGUGUUCUCCACACAUGUCUGAGUGUGUCUCUAAAGUGCCUCACAGUUUUAUCAUGUCCUCAAAGUGUGGAUAGCAGAUGAGUAAAGAAAAGCAAAAAAGGCAGGGAAUUAGGGAUGGGGGAAAGGUAGAAAGGAAACAACAGAAGCAGGAAGUGCUUUUAUUGACUUCCUGCCGUCGACAUAGUGUGGUAAUUGUUUUCAUUUCCUCUGCCUACUUUGGUGUUGUGUUAUUGUUGUUUGUCUGGCCGCCAUGAAGCCAGGUAGGGGACAGCAGACCAGCUUGUGAGGGGGUCAGUUAAGAAUUGAAAUCUGACCGCACCCACCACUCGUGGUCAAAGGUCAACUCCUCUUCUCGGUUCACUGAUGAUGAAGCGCUGUAUUGAGUAAACAGGGGCGAGGAAAACCCUGUUUGAAAUCUCAUUUCUCUUCCUCUUCCAAAGCUAAGGAACAUUGGAGCACAGCCCUGCCAGCCUGGGGUGGGAUUAAGGUGACACACCGCCCCCCAGCCAAGGGGGGAAGGAUUUGAGGGAUGGACCAACAGCCACAACAGAGCUUCUAUUAGGCGCAACGAGCAGAGAGACACUCUCUGGCCAACAGGAAGCUAGCCAGCCCUUUUAUCCGCUGGUCAGUAAGAUGUCAGCUUGAGAAAAACUCACCUUGAUCUGGCUUCACCUCCUCCGCCAAUUUUUCUUGUUUAGCCACGCCUAACUUCCUGCCUCAAACAGGAAAUGGGAGGAGCAUUUGGUGGCUAAGCAGACACAGCGAGCCUCCUUUUCUGCCUCAUACCUCACCGUUCCUCACUCCUGCCUCUCUCCCUCCUCUUUGGUUAUUCGACCAUUCCUCUCCCUCCUACGCCGGGAUUUUUGCUUUUUUCAACCCUGGGGAGGUGAAGGAGACCAGGGCAACAGAGAUGGAGGGUUGAGAGAGAGCGGGAGUGACCGAUUGAAAGAAAACAGACUCUGGGCAUGGAUCUACAGAGGAUCUGUCCGUCAAUCAACCUCACUUCCUUCUCCGAGACCCUCCUCUUCCUCUCAGCGUGGAAUCCUAUUGGAUUUGCCGCCACACACUCUCCCUACAGACCACGCCCACUAUGUAUUUAACAGUUGAAUAUUGUGCAAAACUGGCUAGCCAUGACUAUUUUGUUUUAAAUUCAUGAUGUUAUUGGUUUAAUUUAUCCUUGAUUUGUUUGCACAAUCGGGGUGCUGGUCUUAUAAAUGUAUUUUUGCUCGUUUUAUUUUAGGAGAAUUUUAAGAGGUUUUAAGUAUCGAAGCAGGGCGUAGUGUUUGCGUGCGAGUGUAUAACUAUAUUUGUGAGUGCGGGUGCGUGUCUGCGUUUUAGUACAGAAUGUAUGUACGUACGAAUGUGUGAGAUAGCGUGUGUAUCUAAAAGGGGGGGCUUUCUCUCUAACAGUAUGCACCUUUUACAGAUUGUAUCUAUUUAUUUAUUUAUUUUUCCCAGAAGAGAAAAAAAUGUGUGUUAGGAUGUGCGUUUGUAUGUGUGCGUGUCCGAGUGGUUACUUAUGUAUUCUAAAAAGCUGAUUUUAAGCCUAGACAGUAAAUUAAGGUAGCAUUACAAGUAUGGUAUUCUGUGAGGGUGUGUGUGUGUGUGUGUGUGUGUGUGUGUGUGUGUGUGUGUGUGUGUGUGUGAUAAUGGGCCUCCUUAACACAGGGUUACCAUGGACAGGCAUGCUUCCAAAGCUUUGUGAUUUCUUUAGCACGGUUUUUACUUUUUCGCCAAGCUGCACAGCCACUCUAUCAUUGAAAAUGAGUCAUCAUAUAACGUUUCUUUUUUCUCUGCUCAGAGGGGGGUCAGGCGUCAGGUCUCCAGCAGGGGGGGAAGUGACGGUUCAGUUUACAGUGGUCAUGAAUCAGGGCAUUGCAGCUUGGCUAGAAGAACAAACCUUUUGGCAAUUGCUGCUUUUCUUCUUUAAGGUGGAUGGUUGCUCUGAGUGGUAGAAGCACCAAAUUCACACUGCCACAGGGACGCCUCAUUAAUGAAGGGAGGGGUGACACCCUGAUCACUCGACUGUAACACACCAUUAUCACAUGAUCUCCUCAUUUCAUCAUAGUUUAAACUCCAAAUGAACUAUUAGGGCUGGUUUACAGAUGCUGCAAGACUUCUGAAACACAUCUCUUUCUCUGAGGUCUGCUCAUGUCACAGAGCAUUAUGAUUUAGUCUCAUUGUUAGAAAUGAAACAGCUUCCCUUUUCUACCCUGGCAGCUCUUUUACUGUCAGUUGAUAAGAUAAUUGUUGGGUUAACGUGAUAAAUGAUUGGAUAUAGAUCAGAAAACUACUGUCAGCUUGGAGAGAAGUUCCGUCCUGGAUUAUCCCCUGGUGCAACUUUUUGUGUAUUCAUUUCUCUUCUAAUGGCUUUUAGGUAGCAUGCUGAUGACUUUCUACUGACCUUUCUCUCUUAUAGUUUCACUUGAGAUAAGGAAUGACCACGGUACACAGUUAUAAACCUCAGUUCACAGGGUCAUGUAUCUUCUCCAAAAUCAUUCCUAAUGUCACACACAUCCUCGGUGCCAACUGUCACAUUUAUUAAACAACAUCAACAAAAUAAAUUCAGCUCUUUAAAAUGUGAUGUUACAAGUUAUGCUAUAGCCACUGGGAUGUUGGAAACACCUAACUGUUGUCACCACCACAAUCCAGAUGCAAGGUCAGCUGGACACUAAGGUAGUAAGAAAGUCAUUAUCUUGAAUUAAAAACAGUACUUUUCAACUGAAAAUCUCUUAUGAGAUCUACAGAAAAUCCAAUACGUUGCAUUAUAUUAUCCCUUAAAAUCUCACCUAAUCACACAGACACAUGUCACCUUACAACCAUGUGUUUUCUCUUUUAUUUACCGUUGAGGACUCAUUCCUACAUGUUAAGCAAAGCAGCUCAUGGCAGGGAAGGGUACGUAUGAACACACUGCCAUACACUGCAUCCUGUGCCAGUAACAGACUUCUGACAUUAUUAUGCAAACUAAAUGUGAAUGUUGAACGUGUUUUUAGUGGCAGUGCUAUUGUUGUUUUGUGGUUCUGACCAUACUGCAAACCCUGAGGAAGUCUGUGUUGUCUAAGGAAUACCACCCCCCCCGAAAUGUCACCUGUUUUCUCUUUUUCUUUCCUCCUGUCUCCAGCAUUUCCUUCUCUCAGUUACUCGAAAAUGCCCACCUCAUGAAAAUAGUACUUUUAUUAAAUAGCGUGGUACGGUAAUCUCACAGACUGCUUUGCGGCUCACAUCAGUUCCUGUAUGAGCUGCUUCUUUUAGUCAAUCUGAAGGUCAAGGAAAUCAGAAUUGGGUAUGGUUAAGCCAGUGUGUGCAGGGAAGCAUCUGGGACGUUCCAUUAAACAUGAAAACAAUCACACUUGCGUUGUGGUUUUGGAUUAAACACUUUGUCGGAUCAGCCCUCGUAAAGUUUAAUUAUGAAUUUAAAAGACAUAAUUGGUCGUCCUCCUGGUUAAAUGAAACCAGCAGGCACCUGUAAUGUGAAGUAGCUCCAGAGCAGUGAGCCUGCUUUCUGUCUGCCAGUGUAACAGCUGUGAACGGGAAGGCAGUCUUGCUAAGAAAGUGCGUAUUGAAUGACGAUAGUAUGAAUCAGUGAAUCAUCGAAAACAGAACCAGUGCCAGACCAGUUAAAGAUAGGAUGGGAAGAUUGACAUUUUUAUGGCUUUGCAUAAUCAUUUGUACCAAUUAUAAAUGUUUCCUCCAGCUUUGAGGAUUAAAAACAGAGAUAAUGCAUGCACUCAGAAACUACAUUCACUCCAGAUCCUUCACUUUUGUGUUUCUGUUUGAAUAUUAUAGACACAUUUAGAGUACGCCUGCAUAUCAGAAGUGCCGAACCGGGCUGUUUGACUUGCUGGUGAGAGAUUCAGAGGCCUGUGGGGCCCCUGUGUGGAGGCUUCAUGUUUCCUUUAGGUCAGGAUGCUGCAGUGUAUGCUAUGAGUGGGUGUAAUCCUGCAUCCCACAAGAUAUGCAAAAACAAUGCAAUAACUAUGACUGUACACAAGGUUCCAGAAGUAAAAUACUUGUGAAAGUUUAAAAAUAUAUAUCAUGAAGAUGUAUUUCUUUCUGUUUGUUACAUUUGAAGUAGUGUUCCUUAAGUGGUUUCCUUGCCAGGGGAACCUAACAUACUUGAAAUCAGGUACAUUGCAGUGCAGUUUAGUAAAUAUGUAUUUAUUUAUCCUUCAUUGUGCCAGAGUGUUGGAUCUGCAAUGUCUGUCUGAAAUGUGUAUCGAGUCAUGGAGGGGAAGUGAGUUUUGCUCUUUAUUCCCAGAAUGCAAGUCGGUAUUUUAAUGAUUCUGCAUUAGAUACUUCCCCUCCAGGACUCAAUAUGUGUUUGACUGCAUCCUUCUCUCUUGUUUUAGUUUUAAAUAAAGCUCCCAUCAGUAUUGCAUGAAGAUCACAUUAACGUUGCCAGGGGUUUGAAGUUGUUUUGUUCUGAUCAGGUUAAGUAUCAUAUCACAUUAAGACAGAGUAGCUAUUUCUAUUUAGUGUACAUAGAUUUAAAGUCAGUAUUACUCUAUAUAACACCAGGCUGUGGACAGCAGUGGAGGAAGGUGAUUUUGCAUAUCUUGUGUCUUAUGGGCUCUUGGUACAUGUUCUGAUUCUUUUCCCCCAGAAAGACAGAGCUCAUGUUUCUAUGAAUGUGGAAAGGUGAGAGAAAAAGCAACCUGCAGUAUUUUACUCCCCACUUUAGACAGCUGUCACUAACUCUGCUUAUUCGUUGUCUCUGUAUUUGACUCAUAUCUUUUCCUUGUCUUCAGAGGAUGGACCAGUUGGAAUGAUGUGUAUGAAAUGGACCAAAAUACUCAAUAGUAAUAGUUUUUUACAAACCGUAUUGACAGAUUGAAAGCAAGGCUCAGGACAGACAGACAGAUAUAGCACACACACACACACACACACACACACACACACACACACACUGCUUACUAGCUAUAUUUAAGCACAUAGUGAACCAUUUACAUGAAAAAUAUAAACUUAAACUCCACCGGAGGAACUUGUGCUGUGUUCCAAUUCCAUACCACACAACCUAAGGCGUGUUAAGAGUAAAAAAAGAUGUAGGUGAUAAUAUAUAGAUUAAGUCCCAAGUAUGGGUUCUGGGUCAAAUACUUUGAAUACUGCAUUUCCCAUAAUUCAACAAAAAUCUAAUCUGACUACCUUUUUUAAACUGCAACUUGACUUCUGCAUCUUGAAAGUUAGGAAACAAUUAUAGAUGGUGGCCAGAUACAACAUGAUACUGUGUGUUGUACAAUGACACAUUUAACAUUUAUUACGAAUGUUUUCAAGUCAAGGUUCAACAUUUGACAGUGCAGUAUAAAAUAUUAAAUGAUGCUGCUUUAUUGUGAACACACUGAAAACACCCACUUUAAAGAUUAGUAUCUAGUCAUAUUGUAUGAAAAUAGUGUGUAUUGUGGAAUUGGAACACAGCCCCGGUUUGUUGUCUGCCACUGAUCGACCCUUUCUAACAGCUGAUUUUUCUGUCUAAAAAAGCACAGGUGACAUUAAUACUCUUAGUCCUGGCCUUCCCUCACUCUGGUGUGCCAGUUGCUGUAAAUCUAGACCCAGUGAAUGGCUGUUAUUAUUGAUAUUAGUUAAAUGUGUGUGUUUGUGUACAGCUUAUCUGAGAAUACACGCCUCUGCCAUGAAGAAUGCAAGGGAAGACAGGAAGAGAAUAAAGAGUGACAAUCUGUUGAUGAAAAUAGGAGGCAGGGUGUUUGGUCUGAGCAGGAAUGUAAGAUGGAGGGUUUUUUAGGGAUUGUUGAUAGUUUUAUUCCAUGUCUGAAUCACAGGGUUGUCUACAUGGAGGAUUAUAUACCAAGUGAUGUUUAAUGUGCAUGGGUUUCUCUCCAGGGAUAUAAAGUAUUGGUCCAAUGUGAAUGAUAGUACCUUAUGUCUCACCACUAGCCAAUGAUUGUAUAUUUUUAUACAACAUAUACCAUAUUAUAGCAAGAUAUAUAUGAAUAUAUAGUAUUUAAUCACCAGAAUGUUAAAGUAAAGGGCAGGACACUUAUUUGAGAAUGUAGAUUGUGAAAUGCUGGUUCUAGCGAUGUGUUAUAAAGGCAGACUGACAGAGAAGAACUUGUUGGAACAAGCCUAACUUUACUGAGUGUAGUUUCUGACCAAAACGAGCCAAGCAGGGAAUGCUGUAGUUCUAUUUCCUGAAGGAGAAACAGUGUAUGCUGGGCUUUUAGGUCAUUUUACAACAUACUAUGAGGCUCUUCAGUACAUAAAAUAUGGCUACAUUUAAUUAUCAUAAGCUGCAUAACACAAAUACUAAAUGACAAAUUGACCUUCAGGUAGGACCCCUGGAAAUCUCACCAUUACCAGAGCUGUGUCUCCAAAAGAGGCUAUUUCUGCAGAUUCAGAAGACACGACGGAACAGGAAUGGAUCUGGAAGCUAACAUGCUUUUGUUUUGUUUACCGUUAAGGAGCUGAAAUAGACUAACCUACCAGCAGCCUGUCAGCGCAGGUCAGAGUCUGGACGUGUUCCUACUGUAGCACCGGGACGCCUGUCUCUUUCACUAGUCCUGCAAACACUGUACACAAAUGCAUUAUUAAAGACAUCAAACCAAAAAAUCCACUGAUCAAGGACUAGAUCUCUCUAUGCUUUGAGCCAUGUCAAUCAUGUAGCUUCUAUUUUUUCUUCCAAAAAAGAAUUAGAGAGCUUGAAAAACUCUCAGGUAAGUACAGUCAGACAGGGGAGUAAAUAAGUCCAGCUGCUGUCCAACUUAAGGAUUCUGAGGGUUUAUGCAGCAAAGGGAAAAAGUUUAGUUUGGAUGAGUACAUUUUAUGAGAUAUUUUAUGGCACAUUUGAUCCAAAAAUGUUGAAUUGAUAAUCUGCAUCUGGACAGUUGAAAACGAUGUUUAUAACAGAAUACAUUCAUCUGUUCAGUGUUAAGACGUCAUCCAACAUGCUUUAACAAAAAUAGUAUUUGCCUCAGUUAAAAAGCUAAUAGAGUUGUGUAUUUAUCCUUAACUGUCCACAGACGUGUUGCUAUUAACCAGAGAGUGUGAGGCUGCAGAUUUCCUCAUGGAUCCACCAUCUGUUGCACGUUAUAUUUUCUUGUACCCGAAAUGUUCAUUGAUCCCUGAUUGAUCCUGACACAAAUAUUUUAAGAGGACUAUUUUGAAUAUAGAUUUAAUUUCCUUUUUAAAAUGCAGAGUAUCCUGCUGUCCAAGUAUUCUAAAUAAAUGUAGAUCAUGAAUUCCCUUUUGCUGGAGGAACAUGGUCUCGCCGUGUUUCUCUUGUACAGAUGUUGUUUUGGCAUUGAUGAUGAUGGAAUGUGGAACUGAGAAUUAUAUAAGGAAUAUAUAUUAUGAAAAACACAUUUAUAUUGCAAGUAUCUUCUAUUUUGGAUAUCAUAUAAAUAUAAAAUAUAUCUAAAUGAGAUGAUAGUAUAUGAUUGUUUGGAGUUGGAUCAAAACAAAUCUUGUUUGAGGGAAAAUGCCCAAAUCAGUUCCAGAUGUGCCAGAGUGUUGAACUCCACACAUACUGUUAUUAUUUAUUAUUAGUGGCAGUGUAUGGUUCCACCAUCAGCUGAGUGUUUCCACUAGGCUAUCAAAACCCCAUCGACAAGUUCCCUUCAUGCUAUCGUUAGCCUUGUAUGUGUGUUGCAGGAGGAGUUAGGGAUUACAAUACCUGAGGGAUUCAUUGUCAAACUUGAUUAAAAAUCAAGAAAUUCAGCAUCAAGAAGGAGAUUAUGUUAAUUAUUUCUUCGAUAUGAAAAAUCCCAUUCAAAGAACACUUUUGUAAAAUGUAUUCAGGCGUUAAACCUUAAUAAGUGUUGAAAGAAUCUCAAAGAACUCUAAACAUGUUGUGCUGCUCUGGCUCAUGCUGUAGGAACACUCUGCUAUAGUGUUGGGAAAUGUUAUUGGUUCAUGAUGGUUUGGAACAAAAAUGUGAUUGUUCUGUGGCUGAUGAGCCCUAACAUGAAGAAAUAAAUGAUAUUUGUUUGCCUAAUAGAUUUUUAAAUAAUGACAGCUCUAUUUACCUUACCCAUUGUGUAGCAGCACACUAUGAGAACAUGCAGCCUGGCUGUUGGAAGGACUUUAGUCACUCAUUGAUUCUCUUUUUUGUAUUCACACACAAAGCUCCUUAACAUUGCACCAAGAAUGAUAUCAUACCUUGAAUGUAGGACGCAGUGAUGCUCAUAGCAGUGUACUUGCAUAUCGUUAAAAUCACAUUAAUAUUUAAAAGUUGGACUACUGUUUUAUGUAUGGAUACAUGUCCUUUGUUAGCAGCCCUGAAUCAAAGAACAUCUUCUCAGUUUUGAACAAGACACACAUAAAAGUCAGAUUUGACCUGUAUGCCGUGUGCACAAACUUUACUUUGACCACAGAUAGUUAAAAAGUGACAGGUCUUGUAUGCCUGUGUGUAAAUGCAGCUUUAACUGAUGAGCGGACCCACCUGAGAGCAGUGUCCUGUACCUGUGUUUCUUCUGUCGGUUAGUUCUUGCUAACAGCAUGCAGGUGUUAACUCAACAUUUUGAACCCAGGCAGGGUGAUGGUUCAGUGGCAGGGGAUCCACAGCUCCACACUCAGCAGAGUCUCAUCAAGGCCUCUCUGCUGCUUAUUUCCUGGGUAAACGCCAUGGCUUCGUGGCCCUGUCCUCCACUGGUCAGCAGUGUCUUAUGAUCUUGUUCUUGUGUUAGUUCAUGCAAAGUGUUAAAGGGCCUUGGACAGGAUGAGCUGACUGUUUGUUUCUGUUGUUUUCUGUCAGAGAGAGUCUGUUAUUAUUUGUCUGGAGAAGUGUUCACAGAGACCAAUUUGUUGUAGUAUUAUUAGUGACGCUACUGUUAAAUGUAGUAUUUAAUAACGGCACUAUUUAUGGUCAGAAAAUGAACUAGAGUGUGUUCCUGUACUUGCGGUAGCUUUGGAGGCAGGUGGUCAUUUUGUAACUGUUCUUUAACAUAAGCCACUCCCCCUCCACUUACGAGGGAUUUCAUUGGUUCUGAGGUUGCUAAGUGACUCUGGCCCAACAUCACUUGGUUUCCUCAGUAACCGUUUGUCUCCUAGGUGACGACUGGAUGGUCUCACAGUUGACACCCUUUUUUCUUUGUACUGAAGGAGAGUUCUGACUAUUCUUUUGUUCAUUCACUUCAUUUUACAUUUUAGAAAGGGAAAGAAUACAAAUGAAAUAAAUCAGAAUAUUAAUUCAAUCACUUUUCUACUCCUAUUUUCAAUAAAAAGUGAAACGAAAAACCAAACAAAAAGUUGAUUUGUAAAUAAGUAAUGUACAGUUUGUAUCUGUAACUUGUCAGUCUGUCAUUGGUGACAGAGUCUGUCUUGCUUAUAACGCACGCUACCAGUAAAUAAAAAAAGGAAAAAGUAUAUUUAGACUGUAUGGUCCCUUGAAAGCAAGUUUUAAAUUAAUAUCUGAUGUAUAUUCCUGUAACAUUGCAUUUUUAUCUGAGGAAUGAUGUUAUUAAAAAAUUGCAAAUAAAUUGCAUUU
Molecule: messenger RNA, 16802 nt
Organism: Eleginops maclovinus (Patagonian blennie)
Lineage: Eukaryota; Metazoa; Chordata; Actinopteri; Perciformes; Eleginopidae
Gene: cacna1c
Product: calcium channel, voltage-dependent, L type, alpha 1C subunit
Exons: 54
Coding region: 1-7002 (2333 amino acids)
Biological process (GO): calcium ion import across plasma membrane
Cellular component (GO): membrane; voltage-gated calcium channel complex
Molecular function (GO): high voltage-gated calcium channel activity
Source: RefSeq, a predicted model, not a curated record